Molecule: messenger RNA, 2797 nt
Organism: Populus nigra (black poplar)
Lineage: Eukaryota; Viridiplantae; Streptophyta; Magnoliopsida; Malpighiales; Salicaceae
Product: pentatricopeptide repeat-containing protein At5g02830, chloroplastic
Exons: 12
Coding region: 65-2617 (850 amino acids)
Molecular function (GO): protein binding
Source: RefSeq, a predicted model, not a curated record
AAAACCCUGCAACCAAAACCAAAAAAAAAAAAAUUUUAAAAAUGCAUUCAACGGUAGGACAAGAAUGAAACAACUCCUCAUCCUCGGCUCCUCCACUGUUACUCCUCCGACAAACCCCUCCUCCACUCCUCACCACCACCACCACUCUCCGAAACCCAAACCCAAAACCCCAUCACUCCACGCUCCCUCCAAACCAAUCCCUGCCGUCCAUUCCCGCUCUCCUCCUCUCCUCUCCACCAUCCCAUUUCGCCAAAACCAUAACUCCUCCUCCCUCCUCGAUUACCAUGCCAACCUUGCUUCAAAGCUAGCCGAGGAUGGCCGCCUCCAAGACUUUGUGAUGAUUGCAGAGUCAGUGAUUGCUUCAGGUGUCGAGCCUUCAAGUUUUGUUGCUGCAUUAAGUGUGGGUCCUGUGGCAAAGGGUAUUUCAAAGAAUCUUCAACAAGGAAAUGUAGACUGUGUUGUUCGGUUUUUGAAAAAAAUUGAGGAACUGGGAGUUUCCACUUUGAAGUUUCUUGAUGGGGUUGCUAUUGAUUUGCUUAAAAAAGAGUGUAUCAGGAUUGUGAAUUGUGGUGAUGUGGAGCAAGUUGUAUACAUAAUGGAGACUCUUGCAGGGUUUUGCUUCUCCUUCAAAGAACUCGUGGACCCGUCUUACAUCAUAAAAAUCUGUGUUGACAAGCUUAAUCCAAAGAUGGCUGUGCGGUAUGCAGCUAUAUUUCCAGGUGAAGGACGCAUAUUAUUUUGCAACAUUAUAAGUGAAUUUGGAAGAAAAGGGCACCUGGAUUCUGCUUUGGUUGCCUAUGAUGAAGCUAAGCAUAAAUUGAGUGUUCCUAACAUGUAUUUACAUCGUACUAUAAUUGACGUCUGUGGUCUUUGUGGUGACUACAUGAAAUCUAGGUAUAUUUAUGAGGACUUGAUCAAUCGGAAGGUCAUCCCAAAUGUUUAUGUUUUCAACAGUCUCAUGAAUGUCAAUGCCCAUGAUUUGGGCUACACAUUCAGUGUAUUCAAGAAUAUGCAAAAUCUUGGUGUCACAGCAGAUGUGGCAUCUUAUAACAUCCUGUUGAAGGCAUGCUGUAUUGCUGGAAGAGUGGACUUAGCCAAAGACAUUUAUAGGGAAGUAAAGCAGUUGGAAUCAGCAGAAGUGUUGAGGUUGGAUGUCUUUACAUACUGCAUGAUCGUAAAGAUCUUCGCAGAUGCAAAAAUGUGGCAGAUGGCACUUAAAAUUAAAGAAGAUAUGCUAUCAUCCGGAGUCACCCCUAACAUGCAUAUAUGGUCAUCGUUGAUCAGUGCAUGCGCCAAUGCAGGUCUUGUAGAGCAGGCAAUUCAGUUAUUUGAAGAGAUGCUCCUAUCUGGAUGCAAGCCAAAUUCUCAGUGUUGCAACAUCCUUUUACAUGCAUGUGUUCAGGCUUGUCAAUAUGACAGAGCUUUUCGUCUUUUCCAGUGCUGGAAGGGAAGUGAAGCCCAGGAGGUUUUUCAUGGAGAUCACAGUGGCAAUGCAGAUGAGAUUGAGCAUGCACAGAAACACUGCCCUAACAUGACGAACAUUGUUCCAAAUUCACAUCAUUUGAACUUUAUUAAGAAAUUUCCCUUCACUCCCACUCCCGCAACAUAUCAUAUGUUAAUGAAAGCAUGUGGUAGUGAUUACCACCGUGCAAAAGCCUUAAUGGAUGAGAUGAAGACAGUAGGAAUUUCACCUAAUCAUAUAAGCUGGUCAAUCUUGAUUGACAUAUGUGGAGUCUCAGGCAAUGUAUCUGGUGCUGUACAGAUUUUGAAGAACAUGCGUAUGGCUGGAGUUCAACCUGAUGUUGUUGCAUAUACAACAGCUAUCAAGGUUUGUGUAGAAACUAAAAAUUUGAAGCUGGCAUUUUCGUUAUUUGCAGAAAUGAAAAGAUGUCAGAUAAAUCCUAAUUUGGUGACAUAUAAUACACUUCUAAGAGCUCGCACUAGAUAUGGUUCCUUGCGAGAAGUACAACAAUGCCUCGCUAUAUACCAGGAUAUGAGGAAAGCAGGGUAUAAAUCAAAUGACUACUAUCUCAAACAGCUAAUUGAAGAAUGGUGUGAAGGGGCAAUACAAGAUAAUAAUCAGAUCCAGGGUGGGUUUGCUUCUUGUAAAAGAACUGACUUGAGAAGGCCUCAUAGUCUACUUCUUGAGAAAGUUGCAGCACACUUGCAGAACAAUAUUGCUGAAAACCUAGCAAUUGACCUCCAGGGCCUGACAAAGGUUGAAGCUCGGAUUGUAGUUCUUGCAGUUCUUCGAAUGAUCAAAGAGAACUAUACUUUAGGUUAUUCAGUAAAAGAAGACAUGUGGAUCACCUUGGAUGUCAGUAAAGUAGAUCCGGCAUCUAAACGAGAUUCAGAGGUGAAAAAUGCAAUAAUUGAACUUCUGCGGAAUGAGUUAGGGCUUGAGGUUCUGGUUGCAGUCCCAGGACAUUUGGAUGCCAUAAAGACAGAUUCGAAAAGCUCUCUAGAUCCAGGUCCGGACUUGGUAGUGAGGUUAGCAAGGAACAAGAAAAUGGCAUAUUCCACAAGGCGCCCCAUAGUAGUUACACAGAGGUUGAAGGUUAGACGGAAAUCACUGCAUGAAUGGCUGCAGAGAAGGGUAGGUGCCAUCAGAAGGUGAUUGUUCUUUAUGUACGUACAAAUGACAAAUUUUGUAUAUAACCAAAUUUUUUUCUUUUUUCUUCUUCUAAUAACGCAGAACAAGUCAAUGCAUUUGAACACUGACUUGUGAUGCCAUUUUCCAGUUGUACCAUGGAAUACACUAUAAAAUAUCGGAUAAAAGAUUCUGUGAUUUCUGCUA